CCCCUCGGCCCGGUCGUUGCGCCGCAGGCGGGCGGCGGCUGGGAGAGGGCUGCUUGUGCGGCCUGCGGCGGGGGCGGCGGCCUGGGGGGCGCCUGGGGCUGAGGGAGCGGCGGUGCGCGUCUUACGGCAAUGAAAUUUCUGUUGGUUUUUGAUUUUGACCAUACAAUCAUAGAUGAAAAUAGCGAUACCUGGAUUGUGAAAUGUGCUCCUGAGAAAAAACUUCCUAACGGAUUAAGAAACUCUUAUCAACCAGGACAUUGGACAGAGUAUAUGGGCAGAGUCUUUGUCUACUUGGGAGACAAUGGCGUCAAAGAAGAUGAGAUGAAAAGAACUAUGACAACAAUUCCUUUCACUGCGGGAAUGGUAGAUCUUCUGGGUUUUAUUGGCGAGAACAAAGAGUUGUUUGACUGCAUAAUUGCUUCAGAUUCUAAUACAGUAUUUAUUGACUGGAUUUUGAAAGCUGCUGACUUCCAUAAUGUGUUUGAUAAAGUGUUUACAAACCCUGCGGCAUUCAGCAGUACUGGCUAUCUUACUGUACAGAACUUCCAUGCUCACCAUUGUGUAAAGUGCCCCAAAAACCUUUGCAAAAGGAAAGUUUUGAAAGAAUUUCUAGAUAAACAGUUGGAGCGAGGAGUAAGUUACACAAAAAUUGUGUAUAUAGGUGAUGGUGGGAAUGACUUAUGUCCAGUAAUGUUUUUGAAGAAGGAUGAUAUUGCUAUGCCCAGGCAGGGGUAUACCUUGGAGAGGAAGAUUUCUCAACUGGCCCAAGAUCUGAGUCCUGUAGAGUGCUCUGUUCUGGUUUGGUCAUCUGCUGUUGACAUUAUGUCUCACCUGAAACUGCUUAUAAAGAAGUAAUUCAAAUGAUAAAAGGAAACAUAUUUUAUCUUUCUGGGAGAGAAAAACUACAUCUGUUUAAAAGCACAAAAUUGUAAAAUUGGGCUGUUAACUGAACUUACAUUUUCUAAACACAAUACUGUUUAUGUUCAAUCUUGGCAGUAGUAGGAAGUUAAAGUGGCUUUCCAACAUCAGCUGAGAAGGGGGGGGUUGCAAGACGAAUUGCCAUGAUUCUUUGUCUUCUUCGCUCCCCCCGCCCCAGCUUUUAUCACUGACAUAAUGGACCUUUCCAUUCCAUGAAUUUAGGGGAAGGAGCAGAAUUAGUGCAUGAAAGAAUGGAAUUCAUUACAUACAGAGCAUUAGGAGCCAGGAACCGUGGUUCUGGAACUGUUCAUUGGCUUUUAUACUUCUUUGAUGAGGAUAGAUAUUUGAUUUUGUAAAUUACUUGGUAUGCUUGUAAUCUUGUUUGAUCUGAAGACACAUUUAUAUUUUCAAUAUACUAAAUAUUUUACCAAAUAAAAUUACUUCUAUUUAAGAGUUUGUAUUAUCUUGUAAAGACAAUAAAAGGUAUUGUCAGUAACAAAAGUAACACACCUGAUUUGUGUAAUGUAUUCUGUGGGCAUGCAUGUCAUCAUGCACCAGUUCUUGUAAGGGCCUGGAAAGAGGGAAGACAAGUGUAGGGGUCAGCCUUUGGGUAACACCUUAAUUUAUUUUGUCAGUCAGACCUUCUCUUCUGGGGAGCAGUAAGAACAUUGUUGCUCUGCUUUAAAAAAGUCACUCUCCCUUUCUCCUGACUACCACCCUGACAGCGUGCUGCUGCCACUCUGUGUAGAGCUAAUGUUGGUUUGAUCUUCCAUGCUGAUGGCUCUGAGUUAGGUGCUUUUUUUCUUGCUGGGUUUCUGCUGCAGUGCACAGGCCCACGGAAUGGUGCAUAUCUAUACAUGCUUACACUGAUACUACCUAUUCACUCUCAUCCAUAUCUAUAGCAUAAUCCUCUGUUACAGGCUGGAAGGGAAUGCCUAUGUCCAUUUUAACUUUUUAACAUAAUUGUUCUGUCUUUAAAUAGUUUAAAGAAUUGUUUGUGAACGUGCAGUUUUUCUCUUUACCACUCGCAGUGAGAUGAGCCCAAAGAGCUGGGCUAUGCAUAUAGAGAGAUUAAAAAUGUCUCAUUAAAGUUAAAUGAUGUAUUUUCACACCACAUGUUUUCCUCCUUACAGUCCCCCAAAAGGUCCAGAAUGCUACUAUAGUCUGCUAUUGAACAGAUGUAUGUUUUAUCUUAAGUGCCUUGAGAAAUUAGUCUGACUUCUGCAGCACUUCAGUUGCAGAUGUCAGAGGUGUAGGUCAG
Athene cunicularia (burrowing owl) is the source of this 2179-nucleotide messenger RNA. It is a transcript of the gene PHOSPHO2, whose product is annotated as phosphatase, orphan 2. Bases 130 to 855 code for a protein of 241 amino acids. The record is from RefSeq and is a predicted model, not a curated record. The transcript has 2 exons. Gene Ontology annotation, molecular function: phosphatase activity. Lineage: Eukaryota; Metazoa; Chordata; Aves; Strigiformes; Strigidae.